AUGAAUAGGUUAUUUGGUAGCAGCAAGCCCAAGCAACAGUCGAACUUAACGGACGUUACAGUCAGCAUUGAUGAGAGGAAUGAAUCUGUGGAAAAGAAGAUUGCCAAGUUGGAUGCGGAGAUACAGACUGUGUCAAAGCAGUUACGAAGUAUGCGUGACGGCCCAGCCAAAAAUGCACUUAAGCAGAAGGCUCUCCGUCUUUUGAAGCAAAAGAAAGUUUAUGAACAUCAAAGUGAACAGCUAAUGAACCAAAGUUUCAAUGUAUCACAAACGGACUUCGCCAUCAAGUCACUGCAAGACACGAAGACCACGGUUGAAGCGAUGAAAGUUGGAAGUAAGCAGCUGAAACGAGAAAUGAAGAAAAUGAACAUUGACGAGAUAUUUGUAAGUGGGCCCCUCAAAUGGGAAUGA
This is a messenger RNA of Opisthorchis viverrini, 411 nucleotides long. RefSeq lists its product as hypothetical. The transcript has 2 exons. The coding region runs from base 1 to 411 and encodes 136 amino acids. Lineage: Eukaryota; Metazoa; Platyhelminthes; Trematoda; Opisthorchiida; Opisthorchiidae. Gene Ontology annotation, biological process: vesicle budding from membrane; late endosome to vacuole transport via multivesicular body sorting pathway. The record is from RefSeq and is a predicted model, not a curated record. Gene Ontology annotation, cellular component: multivesicular body.